AGCAGCAGCAGAGUCGAGAGUUGGCAUUGUGAGCUUUGGACUGUCUUGGAAGAGGACUACUGAGUAGACAAAGGUCAAUCCCACCCAACCUCAGCAACAGCUAACAUGGCUACAGCAAGCACCUCAGGACAGAGCACUUUCGGGCUCGGCAGGAAAAAGAAGAAUCCCACUCUGAUGGAUUCCAUUAGCAAGUUCUUCGGAGGAGACAAAAAGAAGAGGAGCAAGGGGUCAUUCCGGGGUCACCUGGCCUCCUCACCCCAGCAAUCCUCCACCCGCCGUCGUACCAAUGAAAAUGCUGUGGUGCAUUUCUUCAGGAGCAUUGUUUCCACUCCACAACCUAAAUCCAGGUGGAGAGAUGUCUUGGGCUUGGCCUCGUCGCCACGUGCUGAGAGCACAAAGUCGCCCAUCAGACGACGCAGAGACCAAAGCACACUGUCCAGACUCUUCAACCUGGGAGAUACCAAGUCCCGCCCCCCCCCUAAACGCUGGAGCACCAUCUUCUAAGCUUUCCGCCGAGGACAAAACCACAGAUCCAUCGCCGAUGGGACAAGAUGAAGGAGGAGGAGGAUCAGAUCUGCAUGUGGCGGCCUCACAACCUCAAGAAAUGUUAACCCACUAACACUUUGUGUAUCUUUAGACAGUGAAACAACUUUGGCACAGUUUUAAAUCCACUCUCUGGGAAUAUACUGUGCCAGUUUUCAUUUAAUCCUACUUCUGAGGAUAUCUCAGUCAUUAUUUAGCUGUUUAAGGCUUUAAGAGGUUUGGUCAUGCUUUUAGUUAAAUAUCUCUGUAAAAGUCACCCAUUUGGUCUGAUGGUGCUAGUGUCUGUUGUCUGGUGUCUGAGGUUUGUUUAUGGCAGAUGUUUGUUUUUCUAUUUGUCUCCUGUUGUCUGCAUUUUGUACACGAGUGAUGCUUUAUGUAUCUUUCUAGAAACAAGACUCACCUGCAAAAUGCGCCCUUGUUUUUUGUUUCAUAUGA
Molecule: messenger RNA, 978 nt
Organism: Scomber japonicus (chub mackerel)
Lineage: Eukaryota; Metazoa; Chordata; Actinopteri; Scombriformes; Scombridae
Gene: mbpa
Product: myelin basic protein a
Exons: 6
Coding region: 106-504 (132 amino acids)
Biological process (GO): myelination
Cellular component (GO): compact myelin; cell periphery; neuronal cell body
Molecular function (GO): structural constituent of myelin sheath
Source: RefSeq, a predicted model, not a curated record